Pectinophora gossypiella (pink bollworm) is the source of this 1567-nucleotide messenger RNA. RefSeq names its product monocarboxylate transporter 1-like. Gene Ontology annotation, molecular function: monocarboxylic acid transmembrane transporter activity. NCBI's taxonomy places the organism in Eukaryota, Metazoa, Arthropoda, Insecta, Lepidoptera, Gelechiidae. The transcript is spliced from 10 exons. Bases 102 to 1559 code for a protein of 485 amino acids. Gene Ontology annotation, biological process: transmembrane transport; monocarboxylic acid transport. The record is from RefSeq and is a predicted model, not a curated record.
AACAAACCUAGGCAUAAUAAAACAUUCAGCUCUCUGAAGCCGUUCAGAGAUACAGAAAACUCGAAGCGAAAGACACGAGUCUUUGUGAAAUAUCCGUGAAAAUGAAAGAGGACUAUAUAGUGGAAAAUAGGAGGUAUAAAAUGGUACCUCCUGACGGAGGGUGGGGCUAUAUGAUUUGUGUUGCUGCUAUUAUUAAUUUCAUAACGAUGACAAUGUUCGGUGGAUCAUUUGGGAUGGUGUUCAAAGAACUGCUGGUUGAAUUGAACAUGGGAUCAACGAGUGUCACGCUGUUAAGUGGUAUCAGUCUGAUGUGUGUGGCUCUCUCAGGUUAUUUCACCAGUGCUCUUUUAAGGCUACUGAGUAUAAGAAAUCUGGCGUUUCUUGCGUCUAUACUGAUGAAUAUAGGAGUGUUCUGCACUAUUUUUGUACAUUCACAAUUCCUAUUUUUCCUUUGCCAAGGACUUCAGUCCAUCGGAAUGGGUGUACUAUGGAACAUCACAUGCACCUUACUUAAUGAUUACUUUCUCAAGAAACGACUCAUGGCUAUGAGCUUCACUCAAACUAUUUCGGCCGCAGGAGGAAUGGUGGCGCCACUGAUUGUCAAGUGGUCGUUGGAGGCAAAUGGAUUUCGGGGAACAUUGUUUGUGAUAUCAGCAAUAUCCCUGCACACAUUUGUAGCUGUUGCUCUCAUACAGCCUGUGACGAAACACAUGGUUAAGGUGGAGAUUGAAAAAACGACUGAUGAACUAAAACUUCUAAUAAAUGAGAAAGCGAAGCCUGGUGCCAAUGUUGCGACACCCACAAUUACUUUGACUGACACUGAAUCAGGAUUCGAAGCGAAAGCCGAUAAUUGUGAGAAACAAGAAAAAAAUACAGGCAGUAAGAGAGUGUUGGACAACUUUGUGGACCUUCCCUUGUUGAAGAAGUUUUUACUGUCAAAUGCAUCUAUGGGACCAACGUUUUGUUUGUUUGCUGAUCUCAUUUUUAAUCUAAUGCUUCCACAGGCAUUAUAUUCUAUGAAUUGGAGUGAAGAUCAAGUUGCCAAGGCUUUGUCUCUUGCAUCGUGUGGCGAUCUCGUAACGAGAAUAGCAUUUGUAUUUUUAAGCAAGUGGCUGACCAAGAUAGGGAACCAAGAGGUUUGCCUAAUUUCAGUGGCGUUGGCUUUUGUUUCCCGACUUUGUAUGCUCUGGUCAGAGAAUACGACGGUAAUGAUGAUCUUCAUCACUACGAUUGGCGUCGCUCGUUGCAGCUUCAACGUCCUGCCGCCAGUCAUCUUGGCAGACACCUUCAGUCCUGCCAAGUUCACCAGUGUUCUUGGUAUCUACAUGUUGAUGGUAGGACUCAUGAAUCUGGUGCUUGGACCUGCUAUUGGCGCUAUCCGGGAUACGACGAACAGUUACUCAACGGCUUUCUACGUCAUCACAUCUUGCUUCGCCGUAGUCUUACUGUUAUGGACCAUCGAGCUAUUAUACAAGAAAAACAAGCACAAGAGAAUAAUCCAAAGAGAAGCUGCUGAAAAGUUAAAGAAGAUGAAUUCAAAAAAUAAAGGAAAGAAAUGAUUAAUUAA